AUGGAAACUGCGUUUGAUCUACCGCCCUCAACAGCGAGAUCUGUCUCAGUGAGAGACAUGGGAACUGAGAUGACUCCAAUAGCAAGCCAAGAACCUUCUAGGAACGGGACACUGAUUAGGGCAACAACACCAAUCCGAAGUCCUGUAACUUCUGCACCUUCAACUCCAGGGAGAGGAGCAUUGAGUAAGAAGGAAUUGUCAGAGAAAGAGAUUCAAACGAAAACUAGGAGAGAGAUAAUGGUGUUGGGAACACAGCUUGAGAAGUUAAACAUUGCUGCUUGGGCAAGUAAAGAGGACGAAGACGAAGAUGCUUAG
This is a messenger RNA of Eruca vesicaria subsp. sativa (arugula), 315 nucleotides long. The record is from the annotation of a GenBank genome assembly. Lineage: Eukaryota; Viridiplantae; Streptophyta; Magnoliopsida; Brassicales; Brassicaceae.